Molecule: messenger RNA, 786 nt
Organism: Cadophora gregata
Lineage: Eukaryota; Fungi; Ascomycota; Leotiomycetes; Helotiales; Ploettnerulaceae
Gene: HOB3
Product: BAR adaptor protein Hob3
Exons: 5
Coding region: 1-786 (261 amino acids)
Biological process (GO): plasma membrane tubulation; actin cortical patch localization; endocytosis
Cellular component (GO): mating projection tip; medial cortex; Rvs161p-Rvs167p complex
Molecular function (GO): lipid binding; protein binding
Source: RefSeq, a predicted model, not a curated record
AUGUCUUGGGCUGGAUUCAAGAAAAAUGUUAACCGGGCCACGACCCAGGUGAUGAUGAAGACGGGACAUGUAGAGAAGACGAAUGAUCGUGAUUAUGAGGUUGAGGAGCGGAGAUACCGGACAAUGGAGGCCGCGUCCAUGCGAUUGCAGAAGGAAGCAAAGGGAUAUUUGGAUUCUUUACGAGCCAUGACUGCCUCCCAAAUGCGUAUUGCAGAAACGAUUGAUGCUUUCUACGGUGAUGCUGGUACAAAGGAUGGAGUGAGUAGGAGUUACAAGCAGGCAGUGGAGGAUCUGGAUGCGGAGACAAUCAAGGCGCUUGAUGGCCCAUACCGAACGACUGUUUUGGAGCCGAUCUCUAGAUUUUGCGCCUACUUCCCAGACAUCAACGAAUGUAUCAAGAAAAGGAACCACAAACUCCUAGACUACGACGCGAUGCGCGCAAAGGUCAAGAAGCUUGUCGAGAAACCCGACAAGGACGUCACCAAGCUCCCCCGCGCCGAGAAGGAAACCGAGAUGGCAAAAGCCGCCUACGAGCAACUGAACGAGCAGCUCUCCACCGAACUCCCUCAAGUCAUCGACCUGCGCGUACCAUAUCUCGACCCCAGUUUCGAGGCCCUGGUCAAGAUCCAGCUACGGUUCUGUGCGGAGGCGUACUCAAGAAUGGCGCAGGUUCAGCAGUACUUGGAUGCGGAUACGAGGGAGCAGUAUGCGCAGGGACAUCUGGAUAGUCGGGUUGAGGAGGUGUUGCAGGAGAUUAGGGAUUUGAGCAUUAGUGGGACGGUUUGA